This is a messenger RNA of Recurvomyces mirabilis, 435 nucleotides long. RefSeq lists its product as uncharacterized. The coding region runs from base 1 to 435 and encodes 144 amino acids. Gene Ontology annotation, molecular function: carbon-sulfur lyase activity. NCBI's taxonomy places the organism in Eukaryota, Fungi, Ascomycota, Dothideomycetes, Mycosphaerellales, Teratosphaeriaceae. The transcript has a single exon. The record is from RefSeq and is a predicted model, not a curated record.
AUGGCAACGACAGCGACAUGUAAAUGUGGUGCGAUACACAUCAAGAUCGACAAGAUAGUCGACGCAGGCAUGUGUCACUGUCUCAACUGCCGCAAGACGACAAGUUCAGCCUUCAGCAUCAACGCUGUCGUUCCGGCUACGGCAUUUCACCUCGAAAAGGGCACGCCGAAAUCUUUCCAAUCGCCUGGAGAUCCCGCUACAACGGCUACAUUGAACUUUUGUGGUGAUUGCGGAAGUGCUCUCUGGGUUGCAUCGCCAAAAAUUCCUGAGUUGAGGAUCUUGAAGGCUGGCAUAUUGGAUGGUGAUGAUGCACUAGAUCUGGAGGUCAUGAAGCCCUCCAUGGAAGCGUUUACGAAGAGACGUGCACCGUGGCUUUGUGCUGUGAAUGGUGCUGCGCAGUUGGAAGAAGGUCCAAAUAUGAAGAAGCCGGAAUGA